This is a messenger RNA of Penicillium egyptiacum, 876 nucleotides long. NCBI's taxonomy places the organism in Eukaryota, Fungi, Ascomycota, Eurotiomycetes, Eurotiales, Aspergillaceae. The record is from the annotation of a GenBank genome assembly.
AUGCCAACACACUUUGAGUCUGGUCUGAGGCGUAUAAAGGAAGAUCUACCCGUUUCAUCUGUCAUACUUCCCUCCACACUCAGCAACCCUCAGCCAAAGUCCUAUCAGAAAUACUUACGAACGACAUCCCAAAGCUGCAUACUAUCAUCUAUCAUCAUGUGUCAUUCAAUUAUCUGGUACUAUGCCCUAUGCCAGCACCAAUGCCCGGAUGCAAGCUACUCAAUCGCAUGUCACGGAGCCUUCCAAAGGGGCUACGAGUGCACGGAAGAUCGAAGCACAUGUUUCUUCUCACUUAUAGGGAAUUGUGUGCAAUGCAGGCUUAAUCAGCUGCUGCUACGCCAUUGUAUCUUCCGCGAAUGGCGGAGAGAAGAUCUAUCGUCUGUAUUAGACCAUGCAUUCCAAUAUAGCGAUGAAGAUGGCUGGACUAUCGAUGACAGCGACGCUGAGGAAUUGGAUAUGGAAACGUGGAUCUCCCAGUCCCCCAGCUUGACUCUUAGGUGUUUUGCUGACCGAGCUGAGAGCCGGGAGACCCGUACGUCGUUCCAUACAGGUCCGGCACGCAUGCCAACUCUAGUGGAACAGUCCUCGCCUCACUUGUCUUGUGUCGCUUUAGUUGAAAAUGCUGAUGAUUACGCUGAUGACGAAGCGGAGACAUUGCAGGAACCUCGGCCCCAAACGAACCGAAGCCGGCGGUCUAGGAUUCCUCUGCCUACUAGUUCGGUGCGCAACCAGCAAAAUCGUACAUACCUGGCAUUUAUCACUGAUGACGAUACGUCGGACACGGAGCCUUUGCUUCACACUUCUAAGCCGAAACGGUAUCGUCAGACUUGGCGUUCCUGGAUUCCACUUCCCGUUAAGAAGGUGUCGGGGCAAUAG